This is a messenger RNA of Cinara cedri, 1386 nucleotides long. Lineage: Eukaryota; Metazoa; Arthropoda; Insecta; Hemiptera; Aphididae. The record is from the annotation of a GenBank genome assembly.
GUUACUUUAUUUCAAAACUUGUAUUUACAAUCAAAUGUGAAAAAUUUAAAAUCAUUUAAUAUUUAUAUUUUUGUAUAUAUUAUUUUCAACUAUUUGUACAGUGAAAUAAUUAUAAGUCUUUGUUUUCCAUUCUAAGUUGCAACUAUAAAGUAAGUCUACUGAAUUUUUUUUUGAGCUUAUUAUUUGCUUUAUGUCUACCUUUCUAGACGUGUCUACUCUAUAAUUUUGUGUUUAUUGAUAACAAAUCAACAUUAUUCAUUGUAAUAAAAGUCACCAAUUGCAGUAAAUUUCAAAACAAAAUGAACACUGUAAAUGCUCAAUGCAUUUAUUUGAUUAUGAAUUAUAAUGUCGGAUGUUCAAUUGUAAAAACAUUGAAUAAUUUUAGAUUCCAUGAAAUGUUUAGUUGAUGUUGGUUUUUGCAUAAGUCAAUCUACAUAUUAUACAAAUUUAUAUUUGUAGUUGAUAAACAUUCAAUUCCAAAUUAGAUUUGUUUAUUUUUAUUUUUAUAGAAUUUUAUUUACAGGAAAACGAAUCAUGCCACAGAACGAGUACAUGGAAAGGCACCGUAAAUUAUACGGUCGCCGAUUAGAUUAUGAACAACGUAUGCGUAAGAAGGAAGCCCGUGAACCUCAUUUACGUUCUGAUAAGGCGAAACGUCUUCGUGGUCUAAAAGCUAAACUCUAUAAUAAGGAACGCCGUAAUGAAAAGAUUCAAAUGAAAAAGAAGAUCAAAGAGCAUGAAGAAAAAUUACAAAAAAAAAAAGAAGAGAAACCUAAGGAAGGAGCAUUACCAGUUUAUUUACUUGACAGAGAUAUCCAAUCAAAUGCCAAAGUACUAUCCAACAUGAUUAAACAAAAACGUAAGGAAAAGGCUGGCAAAUGGGAUGUACCUAUACCCAAAGUGCGUGCACAAGCUGAUGCUGAAGUAUUUAAGGUGAUGAGGACAGGCAAAUCUAGAAGAAAGGCGUGGAAGAGAAUGGUGACCAAAGUUUGUUAUGUUGGAGAAGGCUUUACACGUAAACCACCAAAAUUUGAAAGGUUUAUUAGACCAAUGGCUUUACGUUUUAAUAAGGCACAUGUAACUCAUCCAGAACUUAAGGCUACUUUUUAUCUACCAAUUAUUGGUGUAAAAAAGAAUCCUAAUUCUCCUAUGUAUACAAAUUUGGGUGUCAUAACUAAAGGUACUGUAAUAGAAGUGAACAUCAGUGAAUUGGGUCUAGUCACACAAACUGGUAAAGUAGUAUGGGGAAAAUAUGCACAAGUUACUAACAAUCCAGAAAAUGAUGGCUGUAUUAAUGCUGUACUUUUGGUUUAAUUUAAUAUUUACCUAAUAUAUUUUGGUUAUUUCAAAAAAUAAAUAUACAUGGUUAUUUUAAUGUUAUUGUUA